Molecule: messenger RNA, 11740 nt
Organism: Anarrhichthys ocellatus (wolf-eel)
Lineage: Eukaryota; Metazoa; Chordata; Actinopteri; Perciformes; Anarhichadidae
Gene: rai1
Product: retinoic acid induced 1
Exons: 4
Coding region: 3227-10054 (2275 amino acids)
Biological process (GO): regulation of transcription by RNA polymerase II; circadian regulation of gene expression
Cellular component (GO): nucleus
Source: RefSeq, a predicted model, not a curated record
UGUGUGUGUGUGUGUGUGUGUGUGUGUGUGUGUGUGUGUGUGUGUGUGUGUGUGUGUGGAGAGAAAGAAGAUAAAUCCCAUCUCAAGCUGCCUCUGAAGAUGAUGCGAUGAAAGAGAGGGAGAGAGGAUAAAAAAAGAAUGAAGGGGGGGGCCAGUAACCAGUCGCAGCUCUGCGCAUUAUGAACCAUCCAGCGGAACAAUCAGAUUCACCCUCCUCUCUUCCUUCACCCUUCCUUCCAUUCCCCCCUUACACUCCGUCCCUCCUGUCCUUCCUUCCUGACAAUAUGCGAUGUACAGACGGACACAUUCUGAUGCUGGAGAUCUGACGGUCCAAACAUUCAAACUGUGAUGUCACUUUAAGGUUUACAAAUCUAUGCUAACAAUGAAGCUGGUUAUGAAGGCAGCUGCCUUGAUGAGAUUUGAAGUGGGCAGAGCCCAACACAAUCAAUCACACGUCUAGCAGCUCAUGUUUGCCUGUUGUGGUGAAGCGUUUGACUAAUUAUGGACCCCACUGCCUUGUAAGCUUGCGCACAAUCUACCAUUUUGCAUGUGCCUCUGUGCGCGUAAAGUGUGCGUGUGGGGUGAUUGCUGCUGCAGCUCAUAUUUCCCAGGAGCCCAGGUUGUAAAGCCCACUCAGUAAAUCAUCUAUCCUCCUCUGUCCUCUGUACCCCCUUCUCCAUCAUCCUCCUCUUCAAACUUAUCAUUCUAUCGCGUCCAUCUAGCAUCCCCCAUCCUCAAUCUCUCCCCCAGCCUCAAAUGACUCUUUCUCUCUCGCCUCCUAUAAGACCCCCAACACCUUGUUGUUUUCCCCCUCCCGUUGCCAUUCUCCUCUCCAGUCACGGCACGGGGCCAGAGGAGCAGAUCUGAGUGUGGAAAAGAAAGAUAGAGGAGGUUUAAACAGAAGUAGAGAUGAGAGAUAACAUUGUGUUGAAAGACAGAGGGAAAAGCAUAAAAUACACACACACACAUCUUACUGUGUGUGUGUGUGUGUGUGUGUUUGUACUAUGUGCACACGAAGGACAGACGGUGAGUGAUGCCUGUUUGCUUCAUCUUCAUCCCUCCUUCUCUGUGCUCAAGCAGCAGCAAAAUCAAUGCUACCUAAUAAAUGGACAGACAGACAGACUGAUAGAUGGACAGAUCAACAGCGAGGAUUCAGCGAUCUCAGCAUGUAUCCAUCGUCCUCUCUCCUCUCUGACCCCUACUGAGGCAGGGAGCAGCGUGACAUGACGUGGUGCAUCCACAAAUACAGCAGUCGGCCGGCUCCACAAUGCCAGGGCUCUCUGUGGAAGAUAGAAGUGGAAGGAGGAGGUGCAGCGUGGAGGUGGAGAGGAGACGUGAUAGGAAUGUAGACGCCCUUCACACCUGUGUGUUUGAGGGAAAGGACAGAAGGAGGAGUGAGGUAAAUUGAUAGGGAAGAGGGCUUACGUGGCUUGUUUGCUUUGUUUUUUAGUGAGAGACACACAAACAGGAAAAAAUCCAAUGAAUUAUUCUUCAUAAUAGGCUAUUGUGGAGAAGAGCGGAUGUGUCAGAAACACACACAAAUGUAAAGACACGUGGCAUCACAACACUGGAUCCCAAAAGUGACGUGCGCCUCAGUCCAUCCUCUCUGCUGUGCCUGGCAAGCUUGGUCUGGCAGAAUCCCACCCCUUGUACCCUAUAAGCAUCUUAUUUAGGUCAUUGUGUAAACAAGUGUCCUCACACACACAUUCACACACACACACACACCACCACGGGUGAAGCACGAGGAGUCUUCAGGCAGGGGAGAUAGAAAGGUAGUAGGGAGGACAGAGAAUCUCCGGGCGAAUCUAUAGGUGUGUGUUUUGGUGUGUAUGUGUGUGUGUGUAUUCACGGGACAGCCAAAAGCUGUGGGCCUGCAUACAUAAACACAAAGAGACCUACACUCACUCACACACUCGCAUUCACAUACACGCAAGAAUGAAUGCACGCAAUAGUCACACACUGCUUUGCAUCCUCGCACACAAACACACUCACGCACACUGUGUGCUUCAGAGAUGAAUAAUGCUACUGUGCGUCUGGUGGGAUGCACCAUUGUCCCCGGGGUGGGUUGGAUGCCGGGAUAUUGUGCUGGAACCGGCUGACACACACACACACACAAAAACACACACGGACACGCACCCAAACUCAGUGCUCUGUCUCCAGGUGACUCUGUUCCUUUUAUAGAGCAGAGCUCUCCCACCUCCUCUCUUCCCUUCUCUUUUGUAUGAAUGCAUAAACACACACUCACAAACACACACACAUAAGCAGGCAAAAGAUUACAAACAUUGCCACGUGCACUUAUACACUGGAAGAAACACACCAAACACACAAACACACUCUAUGACACCCCUACUGGUAUACUGAAAGCAUGCACAUAAACACACUUCCCACUUCCUCUUGGAGGAAAUUGGAGUUUGCAUCUGUGCAGGGAAAGACUGGGAGGAGAGGGAAGAACAAAAAGAGGGCUCAGUUGAAGCUCUUGAAACACUGCAUCAAAGACAAACCAGAUAAUGUCGCUUUACAUUGUUUGUUUAGGAAAUACAUUUUAAUAUCUUAGAGUGUUCAGAAAAAAGGGGCUAAGUCUGGGGAUCAUAUUUGAUCCAAAACAAUAACAAUGAAUAAUGCAUCACACAAAGUCAGCUGGAAAGCUAAAUAGCCACAGAGGCUCUGUACAUGAGUUCAGUUGAGACUCAGAGCCAGAGUGUUAUGGACCAACACGGAUGCUCUUCAGAUGUCAUCUUAUUGCUGCGGCCGGCUGUGUUUGAACAUUUGCCUGGUCUCAAUCAUGCGCUCUUAAAUAUUAAUGCACAUACACACUGCGGUUGUUAUGAUUACUUAUUCAUUACUGAUAAGUAAUUAAGUUUCACACAGCACUCUCUCUUUCUCCUUCCUCUCUCAGACAUGUCAAUCAUUGCAUCAGAGACUGCAUCACUCGUCUGCCCCUCCAUCUUGAGAGGCUGAAGCCGAUUUAGGAACCGGCACCAUUUAGGGGCCAUUUUCUACACACACACACACACACAAGAAUGCAGAUUCACACAUACACGUGGCAAAUUUCUUCAAAUCUGGUAAAAAAAAAAGCCAGAUAAUCAACGGGAUGUGCAUACUUGUGUGUGUUUGAAUGUUUGUGUAAAAAACGUUGUCUUCAAUUGUUCUCAAAGAGGGAAAUAAUUUAGCUUUGACUUCAGGUGGAUGUUAAAGUAGAAUUAGACAUCGAACAUGAAAGGAGAGAAUGCAAGAUAGAUUAACCUCCGGCUCAACGGCACUAACCCUCACAAUUUGUCUCUCUUUUCUCUCGCCCCCUCUCUCCCUGCCAUCAGAACCCCUAACCCCCCUUCCCCCUUUCCUGUCUCACCUCACCACCUCCCCCUCCCAGCUCCGGCUGCAGACGGAGGGAGUUAUGCAGUCCUUCCGUGAGCGCAGCGGUGGUUACCACAGCAACCAACCCUGCUACCAGCAGGAGCCCCAUGAAUUAUCCCGCCUGGAGACCUACCGACAACACCCGCAUCAUCCCCACCCCCAGCAUCCGCUCCCAGGCCCCGGUCCACAUCCAGACCCAGGCCCCGGGCACAGCAGAACCGGCUAUGAGGCUCAUUCACUGGCAAACCCCACGAGCAUGACUCCAGCUGGAGGACCGGUAACUGGAGGAGGACCCAAGGACUGUUACAGCCAGCAAGCCUACCCUGGUUACCCAGGCAAUGGUGGAGGGAAUGGGAGUGGAAAUGGGGGCUCAGCACCCUCUCAGGCCAAGAAAGCCUACAGAGGAAGCAAAGUGCCCACACCAAACCCCAGUCAGCUCCUCCAGGCUCCUGGGGGCUAUAGUAACCACAUGGGCCCUGGGAGUUACUCAGCCCCGUAUAUAAGUGAGGGCCACCUCCAGCAGAAAUGGGAGGACUCUGCCCAGUUAGCACAGUAUGACCAAGAGAUGGUGGGGCGUAUAGAGGCUGGUGGUACCCCUGCUCCUGGCUCCUCCCAGUACAUGGACCAGAACAUGCUGGGCCACACCCAGACCCAGUGCAUCCAGCCCUCCACCCCUGCCUAUACUAGCCCCCACCAUCAGCCCCACCCCCCUAACCCUGCCCCCUCCCCUCUCAUGUACCCCCAGAGUCACCUUCACUACCCCCAGCACUCACCCUCUCCUUCGCCAUACAUGGAAAAGUGCAGCCCUAUGCCCCACUGUUAUAAAGGUUACAACAUUCCCCCAAAUUCCCAAUAUGGCAGACAAAUGAGCAGCCACAGCAAUCUGAAGCAGGGGGGUUACAGGUCGACCCAGAACAGUUAUGGCUACCAGCAGCCUCCCUCCAGAAGUUAUGAGCAGCAGCCCCCUUUACAGGCCAUGACCAACCCCCAGGAGCCCCACCCUAAAUACCAACACUACAGCCAACCCCAACAAAACUACUGUCUCUCAGAGCUGUCUGUCAGAUCACCGGAACAGUAUUAUCAGACUUGUAGCCCCUCCUCAAGCCACUCUCCAGCACGCUCUCUAGGACGCUCCCCCUCAUACAGCUCCACACCUUCACCACUAAUGACCAAUCCAGAGUCAUUCCAGUAUGGCCAACCUCCCAUGACCCCUGGGGCAGCCUCCUCCUCUUCAUCCUCUUCAGCUGGCAUGCAGGAGCAAGCCAGUACCAAUACCAUGUUGAUGCCCCCUCGCUCACACCCCUCACCCAAUGUGCCCCAUGCAGCUCCCCACAGCUACACCACCACACCGCAGGUCCCCACCAUGAAAGAACGCUUCUCAGAGAAGCUGUUGUCAAACCCCAGCUUGUGGAGCCUGAAUGCCCUCACCUCUCAGGUAGAGAACAUCUCGAAUAAUGUCCAGCAGUUGCUGCUUUCAGAGGCCCUGGUGGCCAACAAGAAAAGUGGUAAGCGCAACAGUGGAGGUAGUAACAGCAGUGCUGGAAGCGGAGCAUCCAUCAAAAAGGGUGAGGAGUACAAAAGUCCUCCGUAUCCAGAUGGUGGUGGUGGUGGUAGUGUUGGUGGAGGCCCCAUGCAGGACCCUUACUCUACCCCACAACACCAGCCAAUGCCCAUGGAACUCCAUGAGGGAGGCUACUCCAGCAGUAGUGAUGAACAACUGGAGAGGGGUUACUACUACUGUGGCCAGGGCAGAAGUCCAGCACAGGCUCCCAAUAACACACAACUCAACCUGGACACAGCCUCUUCAUGCUCCAUGACAUCUCCAGAUGAUAUGUCCACCAGGUCUGGAGACUCAGGUCUACACAACCUUACCCCUGACCCUAGAUGUCAGUCAGGGCAGGGAGGGGAUGGCAUGAACACUCCAGUGAAGAGCAUUGGCGAUGAGAGGUCUCCUACAAGCAUUACAAUCCCCAGUCCAAUGAAACAAGAAAGGGACUCCCCUUCAGAUAUACAGCAUAUCAACGAGCCUGUCAAAGAGAAUUUUGAAGAAUUAGCCUGGACAGAAAAAUCAGCUGACAAAGAGGAGGUGUCAACAGAUAAGUCUCCUGACAGUGAGAGAGAUUCAGACACAACUAAAUCUACAGAGAAUCUGGAGAAAUGGUCAGAUGAAGAGAAAUGUCCGGCUUUCUACAGCAAACUUAACAAAGGAAUGACAGAAAAAAGCUAUUGCUACAAGGAGACAGUGUACCAAACGGUCCAGAGCAAAUAUGACCCUGAUACAAGAGACUCAGUUGAACAGUCCCCAGCAGCUCUCUCUGACUCCAGCCACAAGGAACACUUUGGCCAUGAGAUGAAAUCAGAGGCGUUCAAAUCUGAGUCUCCAACUGCAUCUGAGAGCUCAGUGAAAACAUUGCCUUUCAUUUCUAGGGGGGACCUUGAACAGGAUCAAUAUUCCACGGAGAAGGAGGACAGCUCAGAGAACACCUCUCCAAUCCCCCAAGUUGAGGCCUUGGACGAGAGCAACUCAGACAAGAGAGAGAGCCGAGAUGAGGAGGAUGAAGAGGAUGAGGGUGUACAGUAUGAAGCGGAUGAAGAGGGAGAAGGAGAAAUAAAGAAACAACAUUCUCUGUCCUCUCCUCUGUCUGUAGAGGUUAGGGAGGAACUGGAGGAGGGGGAGAAAGUGUCAUCGACUGAGGAUCACAUUAACAGAGAUGGGCAAGAGAAGUCAUCUGGGGAUCUCUGCAGCAGGACAGAGAGUCAGAGUACAGAGCUCCAUACUGACAACGAGCCUGCAGGGACGCCUGCCCAUCCAAAUGUAGGAGCAGCAACAGCAGCAGCAGAUGCUUCUGCAAGGGAGUCAGCCAUUGGUGACACUGCUCCUCAGCCUCAGUCUGCUAUGCCAGUCUUCUCAGCUCUCAAUGACAAGACAACACCUCCAGCUCAGGCCAGGGAUCGUAUUGAUCACAGUGAUGCUAAAGUGCUGGAGCCAGACUCUCCUCAGCUGCCAGGGAAGUCGAUACUUCCCUCAGCCCCCUCCUGGGCAGACACUCCUCCCUCCCCCGAAAAAGGCGAUGAAGACAUGGAGCCGGGCAUCAGCUGCGCCAGUGCAGUGACCCCCUUGGCCAAGCCAGAACCUGUGGCCCCAUCUGCUCAGCCGAGGGCAUUUGGACGUAAGCAUGCAAGGGGCAGAAGAAGAAUCAUGCAUUCAGGUAUGGGAAUCAGGCGACAACUAAACUUAGAGAGAGAGGGAGAAAAGGAAGAGGAAGGAGCCCCCUCGCCUACACAGAAACCCUGCAUGACUCCAAGCAAAACUGUGUUAUUCUCGGAUCCAAUGGACCUAACUCAUCAGGAAUCUAUUGUGAGCCAGACUCCCAAAAUGCUAACUGAUGGUUUUCGUUCGAGAAUGUGCACUCGUUCAUUCAAUGCACCAGACUUGCCACCUAAAGUUGAGCCUCAUGAGAAGAGAAAACCAGGUCCAAAACCAGGUUCGAAGCCUGGGCUCAAACCAGGGUCAAAACCUGGACCAAAACCAGGGUCAAAACCUGGAGCAAAGCCAGGUCCAAAACCAGGGCCUAAACCUGGUCUUAAGCCUGGACCAAAGCCCGGGCCAAAACCUGGACCUAAACCAGGACCAAAACCUGUGCCAAAUGAAUCAGAGCUGCCACAGAAAAUUGAGACACCAGUGAAACGAAAACCAGGACCCAAACCAGGUUCAAAAACUGGGCCAAAACCUGGUCUAAAACCAGCUCUAACACCAGGUCCAAAACCAGGACCUAAGCCUGCACCCAAGCCUGCAGAUAUUUUGCCCCUCGAUGACACUGCACACAUCAAGGCCUCAGUGGGUCGCCCUAAAGGCUCCGUUUCUAAGGCAAAGCUGGUACAACAAGAAGAAACCAUUCAACCUUUGACGGGACAGCAAAGCAGGGCCAGAAAGAGCCCAAAAGCUUCAAUAUCACAAGUAACCCAGGAUGUUAAACCAGUAAACCAGGACGAAAAACAAGCAAUACACGAAGUGAAGGCUCCAGAGAAGGAGGGUAAGAACAUGGUCUUAAGAUCCAGAAAGCCCUCACAAGAAAAACUGUCAAAAGUCACAGGGGAAGAUAUUCUUCCCCAGACACUAACAGAAAUUAAAGCUACUGAUGAUUCUCCAAAAGUAGAGGAACCUGUUACUCUGGAAAAAACUCCAACUUCCAUUCCUAAUGCAGUCAAAACCACAGAUGUUCUAGCAGACCCACCUGCACCACUUGCCUCACCUGUCCUAACAGAACAAUCUGAAGAAAAGACAUUACUUCCAAUAAAACGGAAACCUAGCCCAGAACUUUCUACAACACCAGUAAAGAAAAAGAGGGGUCCAAAGCCCAAACCAAAACCCUUACCACCUCUAGUGGAACAGGUUGUCUCUACACCUAAAGAGAAGGGUGUCCGUGCCCCCAGAAGAAAGCGAGGGCCACCCAAGAAAGUCUCUGUGGUCACUUCCCCACUCAAAGACACUCCUCCAAACCUCAGAGAGACGGACAUCGCUAGUGAUGUGCCUGUGGUGCCUCCUCAAUGCCCCACUAAAACAAAAGUUCUCCCACCACGCAAAGGCAGAGGACAGAAAUAUGAGGCCAUGGUGCAGAAAAUUACAUCUCCAAGCUCAAAGAAACACCUCCCAAUUCCCCAGAUGGACAGCAAUCUAAGGGAUGAUGUGACAGUUAGGGCUUUGCCUCAACUUGUCUUAAAGGAAGGUGAGCCCUCCAUGCUCAUAAAUAACAUUGAGGUGAUAGAAGGAGAAGUGAAAAGCAUAGAUUCUAGACAGGAAGUACUGAAACAAUGUGAAGGAGCACUGAGAAAAAAGGAGAUGGCACAAGAAAGAGAAAAGCAUGAGGUGAGUCAGGAGGCAUCAACGGCAGAGGAGGUGAGACAAGGGAUGGAAGAAGAGAUUGUGAAUAAGGAGGAGACAAGACAAGAACACAUGAAACCAGGGAUACAGCAUGGUGUCAGAGCUGACAAGGUUUGGAGCUCAAUAGAGGCCCCAGUUGAAGUCGGGUCUCUAGGAGAGUGGACACAACAGGCCUCAAAAGGCGCCUCAUCUGCUCCCACCAAGUCCGCCAGAACUAAAAGGAAGAGAUGGGCCAUGGUGGAGAGCACAGAUGCCUCAGUCGUAGCCUUGGAAGCAGGGAGCCUAAUAGUUACAACACCAAGGCUAGCCAAGCAGAGGGCCAUUAAAAACAACCAUGAGAUGCAUCUAAAACAGAGGAGAAAGAAAAGAAAGGGCCAAGCUCCUCUAGAAGAAACAGAGACAGUUGAGGAGAAAAAUAUUGAAACAGUAGAACAACAACGGGAGAGGGUAGAAGAGACGGUAACCCCCACAGAGUCCACAAUACCGCUGCCAAUCAGCGCAGAUGAGAUCACAGAAGCCCCCCAGGUAACCAGCACAGAACUCAUUCAGAAACCUAGGAGAGGCAGAAAACCAUCCGCAAAUCCAACUCCGAGGAAACGAGGCAAAGCCUCAGCAGAGCAGAUUCCUGGCAAGCCAAUGAAGGUCCACAAAAAGCCUGGGCCAAAACCUGGGAUGAAAGACGCCAUGGAGGUUAUUGAGGCAGUAGUAAGGGCUGCAGGAUGUGAACGGGCCGAAAAAGAGGAGAGAGAGAAAGAAGAAAUGGAAAGAAGGGAAAUAGAAAAGAAGGAAAACGCAGAAACGUGUAUCGUGGGUCCUGUGGUAACAAUAUCAGAAAAACAGACUGAGAUCAUUUCUGUGAAAAGAAUCAGGCGCAAACCAGUCCAUCAAAGUUCUAAACUGUCUUUCUGUCCUUAUGUACGGAUUAACAACUCCAGAGACUUCUCUUCUUGGUGUGCCGUAGUCAACAAGCCUGAGGAUGCGGUGGUAUUUCAGAGACGUAGAAAAAAGGGCAUACUCAGAAUGAGGAAUCCUUUCACAGUUGCAAAAGUAGUGCCACACACUGCUGCCAUGCUACAAGGACCCUUGGUGAAAAGAAAUCUAAUUGACAGGUGUCUCACAUGUUGCCUGUGUGGAAAGCCAGCAAAUUACAGAGACCUAGGUGAUUUGUGCGGACCCUACUACACAGAGGAUGGCGUUCCACGGAAAAUGUUGACGAUCGAGCACACAGAAUCCGUCAAGGAAGAGUCGCAGAAAACCAAUGACAACAGUAGCAGCAGUGAAGAACCAAGCUCCUCAAAGAACGAGGGCGAGGGCAGCGCAGAAAAGGAGGGUAAUACAGAGGGUUCCGCUCAAGAGGGCAGUAGUAGCAGGCACCAUUGGCGAUACCGGCGAGGAGAAAGAACAGAAAGGAUGGGUCAGGAGGGUGGUCCUCGAAGAUUAACUCUCCGAGAGAGGUUCAGGAGGAUGAAGCAGCUCCAGGCCAUCAGCACAGGGGCCUCAAGUGAUCAAGAGGGUGGUGACAGCAUGUUCAAAAGGCUACAAGUGGAGGCAGAGGCUAAAGAGCACUGGGCCCAUGAAAACUGUGCCAUCUGGACCAAGGGGGUAAUUAUGGUAGCUGGGAGGCUAUACGGACUGAGGGAGGCUUCCAACAACUCAGUCCAAACGAGCUGCUACAAGUGCCAGAUUGUGGGGGCGUCCCUCAGCUGCUGUUGGAGAGGCUGCUCUCAUAAAUACCACUAUGUCUGCGCCAAAGAGAUAGGCUGCACAUUCCACGAGGAUGAUUUCUCCAUAAAAUGUCCUAAACAUGAGGACCUGUAAGAUAUUCCAGUUCACCAUCUCCACCACCAACACCACCUCUCAGACAAGCAAGCAUCACCCUCUCCAGCAAGGCAAACAAAGAUGCUGUCCUAACAGCCACCUACACCUAGAAGACACGGUGAUGUGUGAUGACGGACAGGCGCGUCGGCCAGUGGGGCUGGGGGAGGAUAAAAGGCUGAGAUGAGGAGCUACAAGCCCCGGAGGAUGGCUCCGCAAAGAAUAGCUGCUCCCUGAACUCGGCCUGGAAGUGUGUUUCCCCGACUGAGCCCCUUACUGGAAGGCAGAAGGCAGCGGCACUGUUUAACAGGAGGAUAGACGACGCUUUAGAGACUGUGUGCCUAGAGCCCAGUGCACAGGGGGGCUGUUUGAAAUGCAGAGCGAGGAAUGUGCGUGUGUUCUGCUUUUGGAUGGGUUGCUAUCAUAUUCAGACACCUGGCGGACACUGAUUGGACGGGAGCAUCCCUCUGGCCACCUUGUCUGUGGGCCAAGAGGUGUGUAUGCGCGUGCGUGUAUGUGCGAUAACCACAAUGUCAUUCUACAGCCACAUCAUCAGUGUGUUUGUGCCUCAUGUGUCUGUGUGAGUGAAGAAGUUCAUCUCUAAUUCAUGAUGUCAUUGCAUCGAAAAAGCAGCAGCCAACCACUGGAUGUACUAUCUCAAUGUGUGCGUUUGUGUUUAAAACAAGAGACAAAAUGAAACAAAAAAAAAGGAAACUGUACAUGAUGACGUGCUUUACAGGUUCUAAAUAUUCUGAUAUUGAAGAGUUAAGAAAAAAAAUGGACGCAGUAUUUUAAUAUAACGCUCUUAUCUUCGGAGAUGUAUUUUGAUGUGCAUUAUGACUAUACGACAUCAUUGCGUCACCCUUGGUAUAUGUCAGGCUUUGUUGUAAUUCAGAAAUUAAAAAUGAAAAAGAAGGAAAAAAAAAAAAAAAAAAAACUGUUUCAGAGUGUUACUCCAUUCCAACUGUGUGUGUGCACAUUCAAUAUGUACAGAAGACGCCGACAUCAUCACCCGACAGGUUGCAGAUCAGGGCUCCAAGGGUCCAGCCGGGGGUCAGGUCAUCUCACCUCACAUCUAUGUACAGUUCAGAAGUAUUACUGUUAAACAUUGCCAUGAUGCAUCAUUGUUUCACCUACCACAGCAACACAGAAAGAUAUACAUUCAACACAGAUUUCACAACACACCAGUCUGUUUGUGUAUCUCAAAUGUAGCCUCUUUCGCUCUUCCACGCUAUGUAACAAUGCCCCGUACAGGGUGUCAGUUUAAGUACUGGUCAUAUCAAAAAGGAGACAUAUUUAAGUAUUAGAGCAUAAAAGAAAGUGCAAAAACGCCACACCAAACGUUCCCUUUUAUGAAGCUCGUUAUUUAAUGGUGUAUAUAAGUAUUUGAUGCUGUUUAAAUGUAAGAUGUGAUGUACUAAUAUAAUUGUGUAUAGUAUUUCCUAGAGAUGUUUAUUUUCUAUAAAAUGGAAUAUGUUAUUGCUUAUAAAAAUGUUAUUAAAAGAAUCCAUUGAUGAAAAAAAAAUGACCUUUUUUGGGAAUGUCACUUGUCAUAAGUUGGAGCAUGCCGUUUUAUUGAUUUUCAUGUCUAUUUGUUUGGAAUCGAUGACACAGCAUCACUUUGUUUGAAAUGUUUUUUGUAACGCCAAUGUUAAAUAUACCAGCACCUUUCAAUGCUGCUAUGACCAA